AUGUCUGUGACGACCAUUGAAGGAUUGGUUUCGAAUUCUGAAAAUAACAUGGGGUUGGAUGACAAUGACAAAACCAAUGAAGAGGAUAAUAAUAAUAUUACUAACACUUCUCGUGUUGAAGGGAGUGAUAAUGAAGAAGGAGGUACUCUUAGCAGAUACAUGAGUGAGAGUUCGGUUGCUGCUACUGAGGAGGACGAGGAGGAUGAAGAUAGGAAGAUUGAAUUGGGUCCACAAUGUACCUUAAAGGAACAACUUGAAAAAGAUAAGGAUGAUGAGAGCUUGAGGAGGUGGAAGGAGCAGCUUCUUGGAGAUGUUGAUAUUAAUGCUGUUGGAGAAACCCUGGAGCCGGAUGUGAAGAUCGUGAGCCUUGCAAUAAAAUCUGCUGGUAGACCUGAUAUUGUUCUUCCGAUCCCAGAAGGAGGAAAUCCAAAGGGUUUAUGGUUUACUUUGAAAGAAGGUAGCCGUUAUAGGUUGGUUUUCACUUUUCAGGUCAACCAUAACAUUGUUUCUGGUCUCAAAUACACCAACACUGUCUGGAAAACUGGUAUCAAAGUUGAUAGCAGUAAAGAAAUGAUUGGAACCUUCAGCCCUCAAGCUGAGACUUACACUCAUGAGAUGCCUGAAGAGACAACACCGUCUGGAAUUUUCGCUAGAGGGGCAUAUACAGCUAAAAGUAAGUUUGUUGAUGAUGAUAACAAGAGCUACUUGGAGAUCAACUACACUUUUGAUAUCAGAAAGGAUUGGCAGUAA
Messenger RNA from Lathyrus sativus (Indian pea), 750 nucleotides. Lineage: Eukaryota; Viridiplantae; Streptophyta; Magnoliopsida; Fabales; Fabaceae. The record is from the annotation of a GenBank genome assembly.